CUGGGCGUCUCCAUCACGGGUCGGAUCCGCGGCGCCGCGGGCUGGGACAAAAACCGAUCCCCUUCCCGAGCGCGUCCGGCGUUCGUCCGCAGGCGAGCGCACCCCUCGGCUCCAGACCCCCGACUCUGCGUGCCUCCGUCUGUCUUCAUCCACUUCUGAUCCUUCCUUUCCUCUUUGCCACUCAAAGCCAGCCGGAUGGGGCACCUGGGACACCUGCUGCUGCUCCUGUCCCUGCUGCCUACAGCCACGCAGGGGAGGAAUCCGCACCUGUUGCACAAGGGUGUGGGGGAACCCUGUGAAGACCACCGGGAGUGCCAGAGUCGCUGCUGUGUCACAGGCAGCCCGAACUCUCAAAAGUUGUGCACCCCCCAGACAGUCUUCCUGAAGUGUGUCUCAUGGAGGAAGCCCAAUGGGUUCUCCUGCCUGCACUCUUCCAACUGCAAGAGCAAUUGCUGUGUCCUCACGGACCCCCGGAAACAGAAGACCUGUAUGGCCAGGACCUUCUUCUUUCAAUGUGUGUCCUGGAAGAAGCCAAACGGGUCCCUCUGCACAAAGCACAGCGAGUGCCAGAGCCACUGCUGCCUCCGCCUGACCGAGGUCAGCCCCUGGCGCUGCAUUCCUCACAGCGGGAUUCUGGCCCUGUGCCUGCCCCUGUGACCAGGACCUUCGGCGCCUCGCAGACCCGCCGGCCCCCAGGAGUGAGGUUCGGCCUGGGGGUCUGAACUCCCGUGGGAGGCGCUGUCACUGCUCUGCAAAGAACCCAGACCAGAGGCAUUGUGGAGUACUGGCCAGGCCAGACCUGCCGUUCUGCGCCAA
This is a messenger RNA of Condylura cristata (star-nosed mole), 816 nucleotides long. RefSeq names its product leucine rich colipase-like 1 (gene LRCOL1). Gene Ontology annotation, molecular function: enzyme activator activity. Bases 196 to 657 code for a protein of 153 amino acids. The transcript is spliced from 7 exons. The record is from RefSeq and is a predicted model, not a curated record. NCBI's taxonomy places the organism in Eukaryota, Metazoa, Chordata, Mammalia, Eulipotyphla, Talpidae. Gene Ontology annotation, cellular component: extracellular region. Gene Ontology annotation, biological process: lipid catabolic process; digestion.